Lactuca saligna is the source of this 237-nucleotide messenger RNA. The record is from the annotation of a GenBank genome assembly. Lineage: Eukaryota; Viridiplantae; Streptophyta; Magnoliopsida; Asterales; Asteraceae.
AUGUUGCCCUGUUUUGAUUACAGUAGCGAUGAUACCGAAGAUGAAGAUCAAUAUGGCGACGAAGCAUUAAACUAUAAUGAAUAUGAUGACGACGAUUUCUAUCAUUCGGAUGAUCAAUACAGCGGAAGAAAUCAAUUAUCUGAUUAUGCGAGUGAAGAUCGUUGUACAGGAGUCCCUCGUUGUACAUUGUUUCUUAAGUUUAAUACAAUGUUGAUUAAGUUUGAUAAUCAUUGGUGA